AUGGGCGCCAAUGAGACCAUAGCAGCCUUCUUGCGGGGCUGCACGCUGGAGGAGCGUGAGCGCAUUGGCUACGAGGCCCACAGCACUGCCCUGUACCUGGGCGAAGAGGUCGUGACCGUGCAGUCUGCUGAGGAGGAGGCUGUGCUGGCGGCGGCGCCGCUGCGCGACCUGGCGGCUCUCAACGGCAUCAACAUCGGCGCGGGCGGGCGCCCGGUGCACCCGACGCUGUUGAUGGUCGAUGCUCACCGCGGCUUUGGCAGCGAGGGGGCGGCGCUGCCAUCAGCUCAGAAGGCUCCUCUGUCUACCAUCAUGGCAUGGGCGGAUGACCUGCCGUUCAAGCAGGGCAGUCUGGAUUACGCCAUCAGCCUUCACAACCUGGAGCACUUGCCUGACCCUGUGGGUAUGCUUCAGCCCCAGCUGCAGUUCUGCCACGACAUGCAGUCAUGA
Molecule: messenger RNA, 447 nt
Organism: Monoraphidium neglectum
Lineage: Eukaryota; Viridiplantae; Chlorophyta; Chlorophyceae; Sphaeropleales; Selenastraceae
Exons: 3
Coding region: 1-447 (148 amino acids)
Source: RefSeq, a predicted model, not a curated record